Venturia canescens is the source of this 671-nucleotide messenger RNA. Its product is annotated as probable salivary secreted peptide. The record is from RefSeq and is a predicted model, not a curated record. Lineage: Eukaryota; Metazoa; Arthropoda; Insecta; Hymenoptera; Ichneumonidae. The transcript has a single exon. Bases 72 to 476 code for a protein of 134 amino acids.
GAAGAGCGGUCGCACAGUUGAACCGCAAGAUUUGUCGGUCGUAUAAUUGAGAAGUAAACGAAGCAUUAAAAAUGAAGGGAAAAGUGAUGUAUUUGGUGGGAUUUUUGGCAGCGGUCGCCGUCGUUGCAUCGAGCAGCGUUGUUCCGGUCCCGGCGAUCCAGGAUGAGAUCGAAUUGAAGGCGAACCUUUCGCACAAUUUGGAAGUCGGAACUCACGAGAACGGGGAACGUUUGGUACUGAGACAAAAUGUCGUUAAACCUUCGAAGUGGCUGCAAGUCGUGACGGUCAAUCAAACCUUCAAGGUCGGUAGUUAUCAGCGGAUCACCGUUGCGAGAGCACUCGAUCAGAAGGUCAAUGGAAACGGAGCCACUCCGAGCCUCACCGCCGGAGGUCCCGGUUCCAACUACGUCACGUUUCUCUUCACGAGCAAGCGAGGACACAGCGUUAACUUCGUCGUCGAGCUGUACGCCAAGUAAUCAAAUAUAAAUUUUCAUCGAUUUGCGCUUCGUCGCAUCGCCCUAUAAUCCGUGGCGAUAACCACUAUCCGCGUCUUCGGCAACGCCUUCGUUUCCACGAUCUGUUUGAAACAAGAUUUUCCCUAUAGAAAGAAACAAUAAACUUCUCGUCGUUUCAUUGGAUUUUGAAGAAUUUAAUAAAAACUUUUAUUUUCA